Sodiomyces alkalinus F11 is the source of this 996-nucleotide messenger RNA. Its product is annotated as CBS-domain-containing protein. The coding region runs from base 1 to 996 and encodes 331 amino acids. The record is from RefSeq and is a predicted model, not a curated record. Lineage: Eukaryota; Fungi; Ascomycota; Sordariomycetes; Glomerellales; Plectosphaerellaceae. The transcript has 4 exons.
AUGCCUACGCCAACGCCUCCUGCGAAGCCGCCGAGUCCUCUCGACAAGGAACAGAUGCACGGGCUGAGAUCGAUUCGCGAAUUCCUUAAAGUCCGAACGAGCUACGAUGUCCUCCCACUCUCCUUCCGGCUUAUCGUCCUCGACACCGACCUCCUCAUUAAGAAAAGCCUCAAUAUCCUUAUCCAGAACUCUAUCGUUUCUGCCCCGUUAUGGGACUCCCACACCUCCACGUUUGCCGGCUUGUUGACAGCCACCGACUACAUCAAUGUCAUCCAAUACUACUGCCAGUUCCCCGAUGAGAUGAGCAAGCUCGAACACUUCCGGCUCAGCAGCUUACGAGACAUCGAAAAAGCCAUUGGCGUCUCGCCCCUCGAAACAGUCUCGGUCCACCCCAUGCGACCCCUCUACGAAGCCCUGCGCCGAAUGCUCAAGACCAAGGCCCGCCGAAUCCCGCUCAUCGACGUCGACGACGAGACGGGCCGGGAAAUGGUGGUCAGCGUCAUCACGCAGUACCGGAUCCUCAAGUUCAUCGCGGUCAACAACGAGCACAACACCGUCCUCCUCAAGAAGCCGGUCAAGGACGUCGGCCUCGGCACGUGGUCCAACCUCGUCACGGCCAACAUGGGCACGUCGGUCCUGCAGGUGGUCAACCGCAUGGUCAAGUCGGACAUCUCCUGCGUGCCCAUCAUCGACAAGCACGGCCGCGUGCUCAACGUCUUCGAAGCGGUCGACAUCAUCCCCUGCAUCCGGGGCGGGGCCUACGACGAGCUGUCGGCCAGCGUCGGCGACGCCCUGUGCAAGCGGCCCGACGACUCCCCCGGCAUCUACACCUGCUCGCCCGACGAUAGGCUGGAUUCCAUCUUCGACACGGUCCGCAAGUCGAGGGUGCACCGGCUGAUCGUGGUGGACGACGACAACAGGCUCAGGGGCAUCAUCUCCCUAUCGGACAUACUCAAGUACGUCCUCCUCUACGGCGAAGAGGACGACAACAACUAG